UGCCCGCGACGCUGGUGGCGUAAGUGAGGUCCGCGGCGACGCUGCGAGCCGGGCGAGCCGGGCGCCCGCGCGGCGGGGACGGCCCGCGCCCAACAUGCGGAGGCCAGCAGUGUGGGAGCGGUGGCUCGAGCGGGCGCCGGAGCCGGAACGAGAGCGGGGCCCGUAGCGGGGGACCGCGUCGCGUUGCCGAGGGAGUCCGGGCCACCCAGCUCGGCCGGUCGGCCACUGGGCCACGGCCACGGCGGAGGCCGAGAGCUGGGAGCCACAGGAUUUGAGGUGGCGGGACCUGUCAGCAGAAUGUGUCCUCCCCCUGCGUGCAACUUUGAGGCCACCGAGAUGAGUUCCACGGCCUGGCCCUUGCGAGUACCCACAUCUCAUUAGCCAGGAGUCCGCCAGGUGCCAUGGUGUGCUAGCCCCAAAGAGCCGCCCGUGACCUCAGGUCUCCAUAGACCCGGGAUUUGUACAGCAGCAGAGUCACCGUGGAGAGGCCAGGGUACCACAAACUUAUGGAUUUUGACAAGAAAGGAGGGAAAGGGGAGUCAGAGGAGGGCCGGAGAAUGUCCAAGUCCGGUGGCCGGACCAGCCACAGCGUCCGGAACACGGGGACCAGUUCGGGGGUCCUGAUGGUGGGCCCCAACUUCCGGGUCGGGAAGAAGAUAGGCUGUGGCAACUUCGGGGAGCUCCGGCUAGGAAAGAAUCUCUAUACAAAUGAAUACGUAGCUAUCAAAUUGGAGCCCAUCAAGUCGCGGGCACCGCAGCUGCACCUGGAAUACCGCUUCUACAAGCAGCUCAGCUCCACAGAGGGUGUCCCUCAGGUCUACUACUUUGGCCCGUGCGGGAAGUACAACGCCAUGGUGCUGGAGCUGCUCGGGCCCAGCCUGGAGGACCUAUUCGAUCUGUGUGACCGCACAUUCACGCUCAAGACUGUGCUCAUGAUCGCCAUCCAGCUGAUCACGCGCAUGGAGUAUGUGCACACCAAGAGCCUCAUCUACCGCGACGUGAAGCCCGAGAACUUUCUGGUGGGGCGGCCGGGCAGCAAGCGGCAGCAUGCCAUCCACAUCAUCGACUUUGGCCUGGCCAAGGAGUACAUCGACCCCGAGACCAAGAAGCACAUCCCCUACCGCGAGCACAAAAGCCUGACGGGCACAGCACGCUACAUGAGCAUCAAUACACACCUGGGCAAGGAGCAGAGCCGCCGUGACGAUCUGGAGGCGCUAGGCCACAUGUUCAUGUACUUUCUGCGUGGCAGUCUGCCUUGGCAGGGGCUCAAGGCGGACACGCUCAAGGAGCGCUACCAGAAGAUCGGGGACACCAAGCGGGCCACGCCCAUUGAGGUGCUCUGCGAGAGCCACCCAGAGGAGAUGGCCACAUACCUGCGUUACGUGCGGCGCCUGGACUUCUUCGAGAAGCCUGACUACGACUACCUGCGCAAGCUCUUCACAGACCUCUUCGACCGCAGCGGCUUUGUGUUUGACUACGAGUACGACUGGGCGGGGAAGCCCCUGCCUACGCCCAUUGGCACAGUUCACACCGACCUGCCUGGGCAAACUCAGCCUAGGGAGAAAGCCCAGCUAUACAGCAAAAACCAGGCACUGAAUUCCACCAAUGGGGAGCUGAAUGCUGACGAUCCCACUGCCGGUCACUCCAAUGCCCCCAUCACAGCGCCUGCAGAGGUAGAGGUGGCGGAUGACACCAAGUGCUGCUGUUUCUUCAAGAGGAGAAAGAGGAAAUCACUGCAGAGGCACAAGUGACCCUGGCGGUGGUUCCCCACACCCUCGCUGCAGCUCCUGGAGGAGCUCGUCUGGAUGGCCCACAGCCAAGACACAGACUGUGGCCCGGAGCUGCUCACCCCACGUGGGUUAUUUCCUUCACAUAAGACUUUGGCCGAAAUUUCUA
Molecule: messenger RNA, 1896 nt
Organism: Eptesicus fuscus (big brown bat)
Lineage: Eukaryota; Metazoa; Chordata; Mammalia; Chiroptera; Vespertilionidae
Gene: CSNK1G2
Product: casein kinase 1 gamma 2
Exons: 12
Coding region: 507-1751 (414 amino acids)
Biological process (GO): peptidyl-serine phosphorylation; signal transduction; endocytosis
Cellular component (GO): plasma membrane; cytoplasm; nucleus
Molecular function (GO): ATP binding; protein serine/threonine kinase activity
Source: RefSeq, a predicted model, not a curated record